AUGCAGCCACCAGCCUGUGACUGUCCUUUGGGAGAGGACCAAGAAGUGCCAGAGGAAGGGUGGCCCUUGGAUUUGGAAACUCAGCCACCUCACUGUGCUCCAGAGAACAGCAACCCAGACGGUGUCUCCUGGAAGCUUCCAUCCGUCGGUCCUCUUAGUUUUGUGGGGAGAACAGAGUCUUCCUGUCCUGAAGCGCCACCCCAGGGCUGUGGGACCUCUCCUCAGGGGCCCUGGAACCCGUCCAAGAAGCUCUGUGAGAACCAAGGGAACCUUCUCCAGUUUGACCGGCAAGCCCCCGGCCGCAUCUCCACCUCUCCCACCUUGAGGAGAUUAAGGGGCAGUAGCCAGGGGUCUUCCAUCUCGCCACCUCACCAAGAUGUCUUGGAUGUGUCCACCCAGAAAAGCUGGAGAGAUCCUACAGGCUCCCCAGGUCACCUUUCCCAGAGUCUACCUGGAAGCCCAAGAGAUUCUUCACCUUCCCUCUCACCCCUGAGACCCCGCUCAGGACGGCUUUCAGAUCCUGAAAGUACCCUCAGCACAGCUGACUCCUUCAAGUCCCCAACCAGGACCCCUGAUGAACAUGUCCUUCUUGCAUUUCGGCCCAUCAAUGAGGGGUCUCCUCACUGGGCCUCUCUUCCAGGGCAAGAAGGCCACUCAACGCCCAGCCCUACUGCAGGGUCCCCAAGACCUCAGGUAACUCAGCUCUAA
This is a messenger RNA of Urocitellus parryii (Arctic ground squirrel), 708 nucleotides long. NCBI's taxonomy places the organism in Eukaryota, Metazoa, Chordata, Mammalia, Rodentia, Sciuridae. The record is from RefSeq and is a predicted model, not a curated record.